Drechmeria coniospora is the source of this 2730-nucleotide messenger RNA. RefSeq names its product PSP1 domain-containing protein. Bases 1 to 2730 code for a protein of 909 amino acids. The transcript has 3 exons. Gene Ontology annotation, cellular component: cytoplasm. NCBI's taxonomy places the organism in Eukaryota, Fungi, Ascomycota, Sordariomycetes, Hypocreales, Ophiocordycipitaceae. The record is from RefSeq and is a predicted model, not a curated record.
AUGAGCUCCGCCUCCCUCAAAAGCCGGUCCUCGAAGCUCGGCCUGAGCUCGGCUGCCCCGUCGGGUGGCCAGAGUCUGCUCCUUGAAAAGGUCAACGCACGAACAUCGACGCCCGACUCCGAGGCCUUGGCAAGCUCCGACGACGAGGCCGAAACUCGGCCUGAUAAUUCUCAAACAUCCUUCAUCUCACACCCUCAUAAACCCGUUCGCCGCUCGUCGUGGCUGAACGACACGUCGCAGCCACUUGCCCGCCCCCGCAAGGGCUCGUUCGCAAGCAGCUCCUUGUCUCCAACAGGUUCUCACCCCGGUACCCCAUCCGCCGAGGUCGCGAGCGGACCAUGGGGGUCUCACUCCGCCUCGUCUGUGACGAACCGCACCUCCGGUCCGUCUACGUUCGCCUGGGGGACCGGCAUUUGGAACGACCGCAAGGAUGUCCACUCGAGGUUCGGCGAAGUUCUCCCGUCACCUGCCUCCGCUCUUUCAUCCGGGGACUGCGGCAACGCCGUCGUUGGACCCGACGGCACCUUCGCCCAGGCGUCAGCACCGUCUCGUGAGCCUGGCAUGAACCCACAAAUACCGUUUGCCAUUCCACUCCACCCGACCCCCAAGACGUACCGCUCCCAGUCGUACUCGGUUGGGCAGCUGGACCCGGAGAAUGCCCCUCCAAGCACGAUGAGCUCGUCGGCCAUCCUCGGCCGAGCUCGACAUCCUGGCCUGCAGCAUCGACCCUCGCGGCCGAGCAUGCUCAGCGAAAUGUCCAACGAUGGUUCCAUGCUCGGCAACGUCAAAGAAGUCGACGACGACGACGACGAGAGCGCAACGGACUCGCUCCGGGGCUCGUUCCAUCAAAUGUCCGACUCGAAGACUAUCGAGUUCCUCACACGCGAGAACGCCAUGCUCCGCCAGCAGCAGCAAGCCCAGCAGCAAGCCCAGCAGCAAGCCCAGCAGCAAGCUCAGCAGCAAGCUCAGCAGCAAGCUCAGCAGCAAGCUCAGCAGCAAGCCCAGCAGCAGUACAACGCCCGGCUGCGGCCACGAGCUUCCACCGGGGCGACCUAUCUCGGCAACGGCUACUCCCUGCAAGAAACAGUUCCCGAGGAGUCUGAUUAUGCCGUUGAUGAGCUUGACGAGGCGAACGAGUUCGGCGAUGCGUACGCGAGACGCUCCGCGGGUCGUCGAAUGAGCGAAUACGGCGGCAGCACCUAUCGAGCACCUCUCGAUCGCAAAGUGGACAACAUGAACCUAAAGAAAGCGUUAUGGUCCAGCACGCCUGCUUACUUUGCCGGCGACAUAUCUCAGAGCAGACGUCACUCGUUUGCGAAUAUGCCCACACGUCAAGGCUCCAUCAGCUCCGUCGCCGACAGUGCCUCGGUGCUCGAUGCGAAUUUCCAAGAUGGCCAGUCGUCACCAGCAAUUUCGGGCGGCUUUUCGGAUGGCCAGGCCUUCUCCACCUCUUCCAAUCCGUCGGCCAUGUACUCUGCCGGGUCACAUUCGAUGCAGCAAGCCUUUGGUAGCCCGUACGCCGCAGCCUCGUUCGGCCUUCAGAACCAGUUCCAGAACAGGCCCCCAUCUCCCCAUCGCGGUAUUUACGGCAUGGCCCAGCCGCGCCUCAAUCAACUCCUCCAUGUCGUUCUCUUCAAGUGCGCCAGGGCCGACGUCUUCUACAUCCAGGAGGGCACUGGCUUGGCUGUCAAGCCCGGCGACCUUGUCAUCGUCGAAGCCGACCGCGGCACCGAUCUUGGCACCGUGGCCAAGGAAAACGUCGACUGGCAAACGGCCAAAGACUUGAAAGAGCAUUACGCGGAAGAACAUUACAAAUGGCUCAUGAUGUACUCGCAGGGCGCCGCUGCAGCGCAGGAGGGGUCCGCCGGUGCCGGCCUCAUGGCUUCAUCUGGUGGACUUCAACAAAGCGCCAUCGGCGGAAUGGGUCCAUCCAACCAGCAUCACAUGCAAGAACCGAAUACCGCAGAGCUUCGCCCGAAGCUCAUCAAACGGCUCGCCCAGAACCACGAGGUUCAUGCGUUGCGCGACAAGGAGGGCCAGGAGGCCAAGGCAAAGCGCGUCUGCAUGCAAAAGGUCAAAGAGCACGGUUUGAACAUGGAGAUUCUCGAUGCCGAAUUUCAAAUGGACUGGAAGAAGCUCACGUUCUACUAUUUUGCCGACUCUUACAUCAACUUCAACUCCCUUGUCACCGAUCUCUUCAAGAUCUACAAGACGAGGAUCUGGAUGUCGGCGAUCAACCCUGCUUCGUUUGCCAGCCCAACGUUGGGCAUCCAAGCCCCCAGCGGCAUUGGUCCUGGCGCCGUCGGUGUGGGGCGGACUUCAAGCAGUGGAGAGCGCCGCCAGAGCCAACAAUCUCAGGAGCAGCAGCAGCCAUCAACGUUUACCCAGCCAUCACAGCCCACACGAGCGUUCCGGCCGGCCUUCAAGCAAUCCUCGGGGAGCGACAGACAAUUCCCGGGAUAUCCGGCGUCGAACUAUGCAUACGGGGCAGGUGGUGCGUUCGGGAACAGUCGAGGCAACGCAGGCUACACUCCUAGCCUCUCUCCGGGUCUCGACGGACUUUCCAGUGCUGGAUACCAACAGCUAGGCGAAUUUCAGUCGAUGCGUCACCGCUUCCCUGGCUCGCAGACAGUGCCCAGCCCUGGACCCAUUGGUCAAGGUGUAUCGCCGAUGACCUCGCAGAAUGACUGGACCACUUCAUUCCAUGGUCUCUCCCUGAACACCCAAUAA